CCUAAACUAAACCCAUAAAUUUUGAAUAAGAAUGUAUGGGCCGAGCUAGGGGAAGAUCAUCUCUGACUCUGGCCCAGUUCAAAUUUUAAAAAUACUUAUAUUUUUAGUGUAAAAAAUUCUAUUUAAAAGAAUUUCAAAAAUAUUUUUGGACCGUUCUAUAGUUAAACACAAACAAUGACCGGGCCCAAUAAUUUAUGAGAUUGAUAUUGAUAUGCAAAGGGCUAAAUUAUGCAUAAAUCUUCCCAACACAGAAUCCGCAGGGUCGCCCGCCGUCUUCCUUCCCAUUACAUGAAGAGAAAGAUGGACAAUUACGGCGGUGGCUGCCCCAAAAAGCCGCCGCUUUUCGGCGCUUCACCAAAAUUUUCAAAUUCCGCGGUUCUUGAUUUGGCGCCCCAAGAUUCCGCCCUUGAGCUUCUAAUCCGCGUGGCGGAGAGCUUGGGUCUCAUCCAAUCGCCAUCGCCGCCUUCAUCUCCGCCGCCAAGCCGCCGCCCAGACGAAAAGAUGAAAGGAAAAGCCAACUCGCUCUGCUCAGUGAAAGAAAUCUCCAGUUUCCCGCCGCCGCGAAACGGCCACCAAGAACGCGGCGAGCCGUCCCGCGUGUUUUGCUCGAUCUGCGACGACGCGAAGCCGCCAAACGCGAUGAAGCGCGGGACCGACUGCCGCCACGUGUACUGCCACGAGUGCAUCAGAGAAUACGUACGAGUGGAAAUUAAAGAAGACAUACACGGAAUCAAGUGCCCGGAUUCCGACUGCAAAAAGAAUCUAUGCAUGGAGUUCUGCCUGGAUUCCUCGGACUCGAAGGAACUGGUCGAAACGUGGGUUAAUGCGAAAAGGGAAUGUGAAGCCCUGGCGAAGCUGUGCAUUAUUAGAUGCCCGUUUAAAGAUUGUUCUAGAACUUUCCUUGAUGACAGGAAAGAUUUCUUGAUAAAAGCAUGCCCUUUUUGCUGGAAAUUAUUUUGUAGGGAUUGUGAAGUGAAGUGGCAUAUGGGAAUGGACUGUGGGGAGUACAAAUGGUCUUUGCAUAUGAGGACUGUUCUAAGGCUGCAUCAGGUUAUUGGCAGGGUUAGAAGAGUUCUAAUUAAUGGUCUCAGCUUUCAUAAAUAAAGCCAUCUAUGGAUAAAGCAAUUGUCACAGAAUAUAUACCACUCUUUUCCAGUUUUCCUGCCUAUAAAAUCACCUUCACCAAAUGAUGACCAGGAGGAAGAGGAUGAGGAGGUACAUUAUCAAAUCAGGACCGGAAUAUAUGUAAUACGUAGUAGCUAGGCUAGGGACUAGGAUUUUUCACUCGAAUUUUAGUUUUACCUUAUAAUGAUAGAUAUCGCACUGUAUGUAUACAAUUGCAUAUUAAUCUUAUUU
Molecule: messenger RNA, 1356 nt
Organism: Cuscuta epithymum
Lineage: Eukaryota; Viridiplantae; Streptophyta; Magnoliopsida; Solanales; Convolvulaceae
Source: the annotation of a GenBank genome assembly